AUCGCAGUGAAUUGAUCAAGUUAAGAGUUUUUUCUUUUGGAAUUGAAAAAAUGUGUCGAGUGAGAAAUUUCUUGUGUUGUUUGAGCCUCGAGAAUGGUGGAACAUUUCUUGGAUAUAUGCAUUUUUUGUUUGGAUUGAUGGGAUUUAUAACGACGUCGGUGAUCGCAAUGUGGAUUUUGGCAAAACACCAAAGAUUUGUUCUCUUCCUCGCAUUCGUUGCAUUUUUGUUGUUUUUUCUCGCAUGGAUUCUCUGCUCGUGGUGUUUAAUCGAAGGCGUUAAAAAUCGCGAAUCGAGUAAAGUUUUUCGGUUUAAGCUAUUUUCAAUUGUCUGUUUGAUCAUGAAGUUCAUUGGACUUGUUGCGGUGCUGAGUCUGUUCUUUGAGGUUGGAAUUAAAAGAAAAAUUGAUAUUCAGGAGAUGGCAGUGUCGCUGUUUUCAGUGACUCAUGGGAUAAUUCAUCGUAAACUUGAAGCUGAUAAUAAAUCUCCUGGUUAUAUUGGACCUCAUCAUUAUGGUCAUCCUAAUCCUUCCUCUUCAACUGUGAUUCCUUACUCACCCCACAUUGAGAUAAUCAUAUUAAUUUUGUGGGAGAUUUACAUUCUCAUUUUCGUGAGUUCUCUCGAGAAGAAAUUCCAAAAAGAAGAACUUCAUACAAAGAUAAUUCACAGACAUGUUUAAUUAACUGUGACGGGGAAAGGCUUAUUUUAUUUUUAAUUCUUUUUUUAUAUUUGAUAAAUUUUGUUUAAAGAAAAUCGAGUCUGAAAUUUGAUAUAAUAUUUUUUUGUGAU
Chironomus riparius is the source of this 787-nucleotide messenger RNA. Lineage: Eukaryota; Metazoa; Arthropoda; Insecta; Diptera; Chironomidae. The record is from the annotation of a GenBank genome assembly.